UGACAGUCAGUAGGUACCUAAUCAAUAUCAAAGUGAAAUGCAGCUCUGAAUAAUAGAAAUUAAAAGGGGACUGAUUAUCGUGUUGUUUACCAGCGGGCUCCAUGCUCAAUGAUAAAAGUAGCGUUUGUAUUUACAUUUGCGUAGUCGCGAUACACACGGCGCGCGGAGUGCACGGACGUAAGCGAGACCCACAGUGCGACCGGUAGCUUCAAAAUGGAGUUGAACUUUAUAACAACACUUAUUAAACACGAUGUGAACCAUAAUGUGAAACAGUGCUUCAAAUCUAAAAAGCCUUUCAUUAGCAGAAAAGAAGAAGUCAUGGCAAUCAAAAGCAAAUUUCCCACCAAAAUACCCCUAAUAGUCGAAAGGUACCACAAAGAAAGGAACCUGCCAACAUUGGAUAAAUCGAAGUUUUUAGUUCCUGAAGAUAUCACAAUGUCGCAGUUCUUAGUCAUCAUACGGAAUAGGAUAAGAAUCAAACCAAACCAAGCCCUGUACUUGAUCAUCAACAACAAAUCCAUGUUAAGCAUGAGCCUUACAAUGGCGCAGGCGUACGAAAACUAUGGAGAUGAAGACGGCUUCCUAUACAUCACAUAUGCCUCACAAGAAGUAUUUGGUUAUAAAGAUGAUAUGAAUAUAAAACAAACAAAUCAAGAAGUUCAAGCUAUCAGACAUAGGUUUCCAAACAAAGUACCGUUGUACGUAGAGCGGUACUCGAGAGAGCGCGAAGUACCGGCGCUGGGCAGAAACAAGUUUCUCGUGCCACAAGAACUCACCAUGUCCCAAUUCCUCUAUAUCAUACGGACGAAAAUGAAAUUAAGAGAUUCACAGGCGCUGUACUUGCUGGUGAACGACAAGGUGUUGGCGAGUCACAGUAUGACGAUGGCACAAGCGUACGAGCAGUUCCGAUCGCACGACGGCUACCUACACAUCACUUAUGCCGCGCAGCAGGUCUUUGGAUGAACGACGUAAACACAAACUAUUGGAGUAAACAAAUGUUCCUGCUGUCUUCUAAACAAAAGACUGAUAGUAUUCUAUUCUCUUCCUAUUGUGAUAGUUCUAGUUAAAGUUUAUUCUAAGUCACAAAUUAUACGUCGGAUGGCUGGCCUGCUGCGAGUGCAUAAAUUAAUAAUUAAUACUAAUUAACAAUUUCAAACGAACCCCAGAAAGCCGUACCAUUGAAAAAAGUAGUGCAAUAAGUGCGAACUAUAUCUUAUGAUCUCGAAGAAUAUAUAUAAUCGUGUAAAUUAUUUAAUAAUGUUAAGCUAUGUAUUGUGUCUGUGUAUUGUUAAGACACGCAUCAUGUUGGUAAUGUAACUGAAGAUCUGAGUAAAACUAUGUUAUUAUGUUCCCUGUUGAUGUACCCAUUAUAUUACAGUCAAAUAAAGUAUAUUUUAUUAAUAA
Molecule: messenger RNA, 1404 nt
Organism: Trichoplusia ni (cabbage looper)
Lineage: Eukaryota; Metazoa; Arthropoda; Insecta; Lepidoptera; Noctuidae
Exons: 8
Coding region: 214-963 (249 amino acids)
Biological process (GO): autophagosome assembly; autophagy of mitochondrion; macroautophagy
Cellular component (GO): autophagosome; autophagosome membrane; cytosol
Molecular function (GO): ubiquitin protein ligase binding
Source: RefSeq, a predicted model, not a curated record